Molecule: messenger RNA, 3122 nt
Organism: Suncus etruscus (white-toothed pygmy shrew)
Lineage: Eukaryota; Metazoa; Chordata; Mammalia; Eulipotyphla; Soricidae
Gene: MAPK8IP2
Product: mitogen-activated protein kinase 8 interacting protein 2
Exons: 12
Coding region: 206-2590 (794 amino acids)
Biological process (GO): regulation of JNK cascade
Cellular component (GO): cytoplasm
Molecular function (GO): protein binding
Source: RefSeq, a predicted model, not a curated record
UGCGGGCCCCGCGUCUCCGCCAACCCGCGGCCUCCCUCCCCGCCUCCCUGCGGCGCGGUGCGCGGAGUCGCGCGGCCGGGCGCGUCGAGCCGUGCGGUGUCGCAGGGCAGGGCGUGUCACGCGGGGCGCCGGCGGGCCGAGCGGGCGGCGCGAGCGGCCGUCCCUCCUCCCGCCUCCUCCCCUCCCCCGCAGCGGCUCCGAGAAGAUGGCGGAUCGCGCGGAGAUGUUCUCGCUGUCCACCUUCCACUCGCUGUCGCCGCCCGGGUGCAGGCCACCCCAGGACAUAAGCCUGGAAGAAUUUGACGACGAAGAUCUGUCCGAGAUCACCGAUGACUGCGGCCUGGGUCUCAGCUAUGACUCCGACCACUGCGAGAAGGACAGCCUCUCCCUGGGGCGUUCGGAGCAGCUGCACCCCAUCUGCUCCUUCCAGGACGAUUUCCAGGAGUUUGAGAUGAUCGAUGACAAUGAAGAGGAAGAGGAAGAGGAGGAGGAGGACGACGAGGAGGAGGACGACGAGGAGGGCAGCAGGCAGGGCCAGGAGGGCGACCACGGAGGCCCCGAGGGCCCGCCCGCGCCCCUGAUUCCCUCCCCGGCCUUGGAGAAGCCCCCGAAGCACCGGCCCACCACGCUCCACCUGACCAAGCUGGGAGCCCAGGACUCGCUCAACAACAACGGAGGCUUCGCGCCCGGCCCGCCGCGCGCCUGGUCCGAGACGGAGCUGUGCUCGCCCGCCCGGGAGCCGCUCCGAGAGCCGCCGGUCCAGCGCGCACCCACCGCCGCCGCCCUUGCCCGCGCCCCGCGCCCGCCCGCGCCCGCCGCCCACGAGCGCGACCACGAGGGGAACCGGCCGGCGGGCGGCCCGGGGCCGGACAGCGCGUCGCCGUCGUCGUCCGACCCGGGCAUCGAGGCGGACCUGGGCAGCCGGCGCGGCGGCGGCGGCGCGGAGCUGUGGUCGCCCGGCUCGGGCUCGGGCUCGGGCUCGGGCUCGGACUCGGAGGGCGCGCGGCUGGGCCGCAUGAUCUCGUCCAUCUCGGAGACGGAGCUGGAGCUGAGCAGCGACGGCGACGGCGGCGGCAGCAGCAGCAGCAGCAGCGGGCGCUCGUCGCACCUCACCAACUCCAUCGAGGAGGCGUCGUCGCCCGCGUCCGAGCCCGAGCCCGAGCCCGCGCCCGCGCCCCAGCCCGCGCCGCGCCGCCCGGCCUUCCUGCCCGUGGGCCCCGACGACACCAACAGCGAGUACGAGUCGGGCUCCGAGUCCGAGGCGGACGUGAGCGAGGACGCCGACUCGCCCUGGCUGCUCAGCAACCUCGUGAGCCGCAUGCUGUCCGAGGGCUCGGCGCCCAUCCGCUGCCCCGGCCAGUGCCUGUCGCCCGCCGGCCGCGCCGAGCCGCCUGCCGAGCCCGCCCGGCCCGCCGAGCCCGCCGCGCCCUGCCUCUUCCUCAGCAACCCCACGCGCGACACCAUCACGCCGCUGCGCGCCGCCGGGCGCAACGCCCGCCUGGGCCGCGCCUGCUCGGCCGCCGGCUCCGAGGAGGAGGACGAGGAGGAGGAUGAGGACGAGGACGACGAGGUCGACGAGGACCAGGGCGGCCGCGCCGGGCCGCCGGGCCAGGCCGCCCUGGACGCGUCCCUGGUGUACGACGCCGUCAAGUACACGCUGGUGGUGGACGAGCACACGCAGCUCGAGCUGGUGAGCCUGCGGCGCUGCGCCGGCCUGGGCGACGACAGCCAGGACAGCGGGGGCGAGGCCAGCGAGGAAGAGUCGGGCGCGGCCCUGCUGGACGCCGACCAGGACCCCCGGGUCGAGUCCCCCGACAGCCCCGACCUCACUUUCUCCAAGAAGUUCCUCAACGUCUUUGUCAACAGCACCUCCCGCUCCUCCAGCACAGAGUCCUUCGGCCUCUUCUCCUGCCUUGUGAACGGAGAGGAGCGAGAGCAAACCCACCGGGCGGUCUUCAGGUUCAUCCCGCGUCACCCUGACGAGCUGGAGCUGGACGUCGAUGACCCGGUGCUGGUGGAGGUGGAGGAGGACGACUUCUGGUUCAGGGGCUUCAACAUGCGCACGGGCGAGCGUGGCGUCUUCCCUGCCUUCUAUGCCCACGCUGUGCCCGGCACUGCCAAGGACUUGCUGGGGAGCAAGCGUGGCCCAUGCUGGGUGGACCGCUUCGAUGUGCAGUUCCUGGGCUCCGUGGAGGUGCCCUGCCACCAGGGCAAUGGGAUCCUUUGUGCGGCCAUGCAGAAGAUCGCCACCGCCCGGAAGCUGACCGUCCACCUGCGCCCGCCGGCCUCCUGUGACCUGGAGAUUUCCCUCCGGGGUGUCAAGCUGAGUCUGAGUGGGGGCCCCGAGUUCCAGCGCUGUAGCCACUUUUUCCAGAUGAAGAACAUCUCCUUCUGUGGCUGCCACCCCCGCAACAGCUGCUAUUUUGGCUUCAUAACCAAACACCCACUGCUGAGCCGCUUCGCCUGCCACGUCUUUGUCUCCCAGGAAUCCAUGAGGGCCGUGGCCCAGAGCGUGGGCCGCGCCUUCCUGGAGUACUACCAGGAGCACCUGGAGUACGCCUGCCCCACAGAGGACAUCUACCUGGAGUAGCCGUCGCCUAGCGCUCCACGUGCAGCUGGGGCUGGGCUCUCAAGCCCACAGGACUGGACUGGGGGCCCGUGGGGCCGGGCUGGGCUGGCCUGCCUCUCCGCUCCCCGCCUCGUCUCCCCCCCUGUCCCCUCUGUGCCUGCACAUUCUAGCCCUCUGCUCUUUACUUUGGGGUCAGAACUGGGGGGGAGGGGAGGCAGCAGGUGGUAGAGAUGCAGGCCCCCAGGCGCCCCUCCCUGCCCCUCCCCAUGAUUUAUAAAGGAAUUUUAAUUUUUAUAGUGAAUCUCCAGGGAUUAUUGCUUCCUUGACCAUGGGGACCGAGGGAGGGACCCCCUUAACACCCCAGGUGGAGCUCGGGAGCAGGGAGGGGUCCCAGGAAGGGCCUUGAAAAAAAGACAGUGGCCGAGGCUCGCCCGAGCACACCGGGGCUACUGGGAGGAGGGACCCUGCCUGGCCCUGGCCACACCAGCGACCGCUUCGCCUCUGCACUGCUCCCCGCAGACCAGCGCCUCAAUAAACUCUCUGCUUGGUGUGA